CUCCAUAUACCCUCAAUUAUGGCUCAAUUCAAGCUGUCAGCGAGUUUGACAGGUCAUGAGCAAGACGUCCGCGCCGUAACCUCCCCAAACGCAUCCAUCGUCCUCUCGGCAUCCCGUGACGGCACCGUCCGCUCCUUCGUCCGGAAAGCGGAAAAUGGUCCUUUUGAGGCACAUGAAGUCUACACAGUGCACCGCGGUUUCGUCAAUUCCUUGGCAUACAUUCCCCGGUCGGACAAGCACCCACAGGGAUUGAUCGUAAGCGGUGGUCAAGACAAGUUAAUUGCCGUUACGGAACCUGGACAUACGCACGAUAGCAACUAUGUUCUCUUCGGGCAUACGGAGAAUGUGUGUACGCUUGACGUACUUCCCUCGGGCACGGUCGUCUCCGGUUCUUGGGAUUCUACGGCGAAGGUGUGGAAGAAUUGGGAGUGUCAGCAUACGCUUACAGGACAUGAAGCUACCGUGUGGGCUGUGUUGGCCGUUGGCGAGAAUGAGGUCUUAACGGGUAGCGCGGAUAAGACGAUCAGAUUCUGGAGAGACGGCAAGCAAGUGGCCGUAUUCACCGGUCACGAGGAUGUCGUGCGUGGGCUUUGCAGAGUCCCUGCCGUUGGCUUCGCGAGCUGCUCGAAUGAUGGAAGCGUACGAGUCUGGAGCGAGGACGGACAUCUUUUGCAGACGAUGUAUGGACAUACCAGUUUCGUGUAUGCCGUUGCCGCGUUGCCCACGGGCGAGAUCGUGAGUUGUGGUGAGGACCGCAGUUUGAGAGUUUGGAAAGAUGGAGAGUGCAUACAGACAAUCAUCCACCCUGCUAUCAGUGUGUGGGACGUUGCGGUCGCUCCGAAUGGAGAUGUGGUUACUGGAGCGAGUGAUGGUGUGGUUCGCGUCUUUACCAGGGAUCCAGCUCGUGUCGCGGAUGAAGCUACGUUGAAGCAGUACAAUGAGACAAUCGCCGCACAAGCCAUCCCAUCUAACCAGGUCGGCGAUGUGCAGAAGGACAAGUUACCCGGCCCCGAAGCUCUCACCCAACCCGGUACCAAAGAAGGCCAAGUCCUCAUGGUCCGCGUCGGUGCCAUGGUCGAAGCCCACCAAUGGUCCUCCGGCCAAUCCCAAUGGCUAAAAAUUGGCGAAGUCGUCGACGCCGUCGGCUCCUCCCGCAAACAGAUCUACGAAGGCAAAGAAUACGACUACGUCUUCGACGUGGACGUCCAAGAGGGUGCUCCACCCCUCAAACUCCCCUAUAAUGCGAGGGAGAACCCGUGGGAUGCUGCGGGUAGGUUUAUUGAGAGGAACGGGUUGCAACAGGAGUUUACGCAGCAGGUUGUUGAUUUUAUUAUUCAGAAUUCGAGCGGGGUUGCGAUUCCUGCGCCUGGGGGUGGUGCGGAUCCGUAUAAUGCUUCGAGGUAUGUUCCGCAGGGUGGAGUGAGUUCGGCGCCAGCGCCGGCUACGUUCCAAGAUCCGUAUCAUUCGAGAGCGGCGAGUACGGCUAGUCCGAAGGUCCCUAAGGUGUUGCCGCAGAAGAUCUACCUCUCGACGACGCAGGCGAACCUUCCUGCGUUGAAGAAGAAGGUGCUCGACGUCAAUGCGGAAUUGCUGAAAUCUGGCGAAAAGGGUAUCUCGCUCAACCCUGAGGAAAUCGUCGACUUGGAGGCUGUCAUCACGUUCUUGGAGAGCCACACGUUAAGUGAGGGGAGCAGUGUCGUUGAGAAUGGCUUGGCGGUUGCGGUCAAGAUUGGUACGAGGUGGCCUGGGAAUUUGAGAUUCCCCGGUGUUGAUUUGUUACGAUUGCUGGUGGCUGCUACUCCUGCCGCUUCAUCUGCCUCCUUUGAAGGCAAAGAUAUCGUGCAAAUUUUACUUGAGGCCGGACAGUUGGAUGGAUCACCUAUCACAAGUAAGGAGAGGGAGACGAAUGGUAUGCUCGCCAUUCGCGGUCUGGGUAACUUGUUUGAGGCAGAACAGGGAAGGAAAUUGGCUGUGCAGCAUUUUGAGGAUUUUUACGAUGCGGUAAGGGCUGGAAGCGAAGUCGAGGCGAAUAGGAAUUUGAAGGUGGCGAGUGCGACUGUGUUCUUGAAUUAUGCGGUACUCUUUCACGGAGAGAAGGAGGGAGAUCAUUCACUGGGAUUGUUGGAGCAGCUUGCGACGAUCAUUUCAAGCGAAACCGAUUCUGAGACCUUGUUCCGGGCGCUCGUCGCGUUGGGAACGCUGACGCACAACUCUCCCGAUAUCGCCGAGGCAGCGGCCGUUUUCGACGCGAAGACUGCUGUUCAAGGAGCCGCUGGACGCGUAAAAGAACCUAGGAUCAAGCAGAUUGCCGAGGAGAUUAUCUCUUCCCUUCCUUAG
Molecule: messenger RNA, 2337 nt
Organism: Saitoella complicata NRRL Y-17804
Lineage: Eukaryota; Fungi; Ascomycota; Saitoellomycetes; Saitoellales; Saitoellaceae
Product: PFU-domain-containing protein
Exons: 3
Coding region: 19-2337 (772 amino acids)
Biological process (GO): ubiquitin recycling; proteasome-mediated ubiquitin-dependent protein catabolic process
Cellular component (GO): cytoplasm; nucleus
Molecular function (GO): ubiquitin binding
Source: RefSeq, a predicted model, not a curated record